AUGGGGGAGAUUGAAAAACACCCUCACCGCCCUACCGACGAAGUACUCGAGACGGUUAUGCUGGAGGCUGAAGCUAUCGUGAAUUCGCGACCUCUCACGUACAUUCCACUCGACAACGAAGGGACAGAUGCCCUCACCCCGAACCACUUCCUAUUGUACGGUAACCAAGGAAUAGUUCAACCGAGAUCGGCGACGCGACUCGAGGGCGCUACUCUACGGGAUAGCUGGAAACUCACGCAAUAUCUGGUGGACCAAUUCUGGAAACGCUGGGUACGGGAGUACCUACCCACCCUUACGAGACGUACAAAAUGGUUCCAACCCACCAAACCUCUGGAGGUAGGUGACGUAGUGCUGGUAGUCGACGAGAACAAGCGCAACGGAUGGAAAAGAGGACGCAUCAUCGAGGUUCAUCGAGGAAAAGACGAGCAAGUGCGGCGUGCUGUGGUGCAGACAAACGACGGCGUCCUCAAGCGACCAGCAACCAAGCUGGCUGUCCUGGACGUUCAGCAGGACCGGAAGACGGAUCCGGAAGCACACGGGAGGGGGAAUGUUGCAAACCGCUGUAACCAAGCAGAACGUAACGUGUGCUCCAGACGAUCCCCAACUCACGCUGAACUGUCACCGGAGAAGAGGGUCCACGGAAGCGCAGCAUAA
Molecule: messenger RNA, 654 nt
Organism: Culex quinquefasciatus (southern house mosquito)
Lineage: Eukaryota; Metazoa; Arthropoda; Insecta; Diptera; Culicidae
Exons: 1
Coding region: 1-654 (217 amino acids)
Source: RefSeq, a predicted model, not a curated record